Anopheles nili is the source of this 1106-nucleotide messenger RNA. It is a transcript of the gene Syx16, whose product is annotated as syntaxin-16. Gene Ontology annotation, cellular component: membrane; SNARE complex; endomembrane system. The coding region runs from base 1 to 975 and encodes 324 amino acids. The record is from RefSeq and is a predicted model, not a curated record. Gene Ontology annotation, molecular function: SNARE binding; SNAP receptor activity. The transcript is spliced from 5 exons. Gene Ontology annotation, biological process: vesicle fusion; intracellular protein transport; vesicle-mediated transport. Lineage: Eukaryota; Metazoa; Arthropoda; Insecta; Diptera; Culicidae.
AUGUCCCAUCGAAAUUUAACUGAACUAUUUCACAUGUUGCGGAACAAUGCGGUCCAUAGCCGGAACGUUGGAUACGAUAACCAUUCGGAUAAUGAGACUUUACUCGAAGCACCGACGAAAAGCUGCGAACAACCACGCUGGAUCGGAAAGUAUGAUGAGGCGAACUAUCUGCUCUUCAAAAUCCAAGAACGUAUCAAUGAAGUGAAGAAAAUUCAAACUGCCGAAGUGCGGUCGGUACUUAGUGAUGAGGCUUCCAAUAAUAAUAGUACGGUCGAAAGCUACAUGGCGGACAUAAAACAGCUGAUUUGCACUUGCCAUGAUAAUAUCAACUCGUUGCGACGAAUGGACAAUGGUUUGGAAGAUAUGCUCGUUAAGAACAUCCAAAAGCACUGCCUGAUCAUGUUACAAGGUCUCACCGAGCAGUACCGGCAGUUGCUGGCACACAAAACCUCCCGAACGUUGAAAACAUCCGACGGGCCGAGCGGAACUGCGAGUGGUAGCAUCACUAGCGGCCGCCUGCACGGUUCCAAGCACCAAAACUCGGUCGAUACGUUCGACAACUUCCUGCAAAUGGAGGCGGACUCGCGCGGGGACGAAGACCAGCAGCUGCUGGACGACUUCUUUCAACUUCCGGCGACUGGGCUAACGAUCAACCAGAAGCAGAUCAUGCUGAUUCAGGCGGACAACUCGAAGAUGCUGAAAAGCCGCGAGGACGAGGUGCUACGGAUGACCAACUCCAUCACCGAUCUCAACGUCAUCUUUAAGGACAUCUCGAAGCUGAUACAGGAGCAGGGUACGAUACUGGACCGGAUCGACUACAACAUUGAAUCGGCGCAGGUGCGCGUCAGCGAUGGGUUUCGUCAGCUGCAGAAGGCCGAUACGUAUCAGCGCAAAAAUCGGAAAAUUCAUUGCAUAACGCUGCUGGCGUUCGCAAUUAUGUUCAUGAUUGUUUUAAUUAUUUUUACGAAGCUUUAAAGCAACGGCAGUAAGGCUUGGCUGAUUCCAGACUGUUUAGCUGCUAUUUAUUGACUACUGUUCGCGGCUCUUGUGUGUUUAUUCUUACUGUAAUUAUAUUCAUCAAUUAUUCUAAUAAUAUAAGAAGGUAU